This is a messenger RNA of Fonsecaea erecta, 3627 nucleotides long. RefSeq lists its product as hypothetical. The transcript is spliced from 4 exons. Gene Ontology annotation, molecular function: protein binding. Lineage: Eukaryota; Fungi; Ascomycota; Eurotiomycetes; Chaetothyriales; Herpotrichiellaceae. Bases 1 to 3627 code for a protein of 1208 amino acids. The record is from RefSeq and is a predicted model, not a curated record.
AUGUCUUCGGGGCUAUCCUCCCAGCUCCACCUCAGUGUGGCAAAUCAGUGCAGGUCGAGAAGCAUCUCUUUGCUGGACAAGUGGAGAGGGCGCUCCAAGUCGAGGGAGCCAUCUCCAAAACAACCUCAAUGCAAUCCGAGGGUCAAUUCAGAACCCGAUAGAGGGAGAAAUACUGCUGCGUCUGUGCGCAACGCCUACGCACCUAGCGUGCCGCCGCCCACGCUGUCCAAGACACCCCCAGUCGAUCACACCGCCCAAGCCGGAAGUACUGUUGUUGCUAAGAACAAUGCAGCCGGUGUUGGAUCUACGGACAUGUGGAGCGCCGCAUACCGGGAGGCGCUGUCCGGUUUUGGCGAUGAAGUGGCGAGUGUGAUAUCGAAAGGCGACAAAAUUGAGUCGCUCUUGACAAACCUGCAAGAGACCAACGAGGAACUCGCAGGGGACUCGCUUUUCCGGCGGGGACUGCGAAGAUUGCAGGCGCCACUCAAGAAUUUCAAAUUGGCCUUGGAUAUGGCAAGCCCUCUCGCUAGUAUUGAGCCUACUGCGUCAACGGCCGUUGGAGUUGUGACCUGCGUGACGGCAAUUGCUAUUGGCAUCUGCGGUGCGGAAGACUCCUUGAAUGCUCAGAUCAUCAGCAUGCUAGAGCACGUCGCCAUCAUCGACGAUUGCGAUACUCUCGGACAGAAAUUAGAUGCCGAUAAUGGUAUUCACAAGGCUCUUGUUCCAGUGUACAAGGAUCUUUUGAGCUUUUACAUUGCCGCCCUGGAGAUAUUGACCAGCAAGGCUUUUAUACUUGCACUGGUUUGUGGCCAACUCAACCAGCGCCUGCCGACCAUUAUCUCGGAAUUUCUCCAGCAUGCCGCUCUUCUGCGAGACAGGAUUGGGAAUGCAACAUUAGAGCUUGUCACAGACAUCAAAAAACUGCUUCAAGACAAUAAGAUUCAGAAGCUUCUAGGCGUCGACAAAUAUAAGCAACGGAGCGAGGUCCACACUCAGCUUCGUCGGCUUCGAGCUGUUGAUGCUUGCAAAUGGAUAGAGGAGGAGCCCAAAUUCAUCAAAUGGUACAAUGCGACGACUUCCAGCCAGUUGGUCCUCUUUGGCCACAUGGGUUGUGGCAAAACAGUUAUUACGGCACAUGUGAUUGAAGAGCUAAUCCGCAUGAAUAGAAACAAGUUGCCUCGGCCUCUUGUAUGCUACCAUUACUGCGUCACCGAUGAAAGAGGGAAGGCACUCUACAUCUAUUCGAGCCUCAUCCUACAAUUACUCGACCAGCAAGAAGGUCUCAAGGUCGAGUUCGACAGAUGGCACGAAAAAACCGGGAAAUCCGAAGGCCGCGAUCCGGCACAGUCCUCCGAGGAUCUAGGGAACUUCCUGUCAACCUCUGUCGAGAGUCUCGACCGAGAACUAUUUGUGGUCAUUGACGGUCUGGACGAGUGCGACAGCGAGUCGCAGCGCGAGCUGAUCGCUCUGCUCACCAGCCUCUCAGACAAAGCGCAUAGACUGAAAGUCUUCUUCUCCUCUCGGCCUCAGGAAGGAAUCGAAAAUCUUCUGCAAGCCGCCGCCCAGAUUCGGUGGAACCCUACUCUGGAGCGGGAUACAGUCAUGGUUGAAAGAAUUGUUCAGCAAUCCCUAAGUGAAUUUCCUCCUGUCAUUCAGUCGCUUGUGGCCGAAAGGCUUUCCAAAUUGGCGCAGGGAAGUGCCAUUUGGGUCAGAUUUACGAUUGAACUCAUCAAAAGGCGGCAGAUUAAGGCAGUUGGUCCCAUGAGAAAGUUUUUGGCAGAUAUUCCAUCUCCAGCUGGGCUGUCGCAACUAUAUGCGAAGGUGUUCGCUCAUCAAACUGGAGACGACCCUACCAACGAGCAACUGGUCACGAGCGCACUAGAGAUUCUAGCAGUAGCUCAGAGGCCCAUAAGCAUACUGGAGUUGGCUUGGGCUAUUGCAUUGAACGAUCCUUGUGCAGAGAUCGAGACCCUGGAAGAGCUCAAAGACUCGGUGGACGGAGAAAGGGCGUUGGGCUUGCUGCAGCCUUUCUUACCACAGAUCGACCUCGAGGACGUCAAGAAAAGGCAGGUAACGCUUGUGCAUCAGUCCUUGAAAGAACUGAUCUUGCGACAUGCUCCUUGUGAUUGGGGUCACCCGCAGACUACUGCUGAAGACAUUGAUAAACAACGCAUCCGGCGACGACAGCCUGAACUGCAAGCCUCUCUCCUACACGCAUGUGUCAAAUAUCUGCUUCUGAGUGAAUUUGAUCAAACCGAUCUGUUUUCAGAAGAGCAAGAAACAGUCCAAAGCUUCGACGAAAUGGCCGGAUUCGCAGCGUUUGACGAUGCCAGUGAUGAUAGCGGGCAAGCAGACUCAUCAGGAGCGCAUCAAGGCCCUGGAAACGGGACAGAUGGCACAGAGAACUACUACGACCCUGCGGAGCGCGGAUUCGGCGAAUUUUUCGUCUAUUCGUCCUGCUUCUGGCCAGAUCACUUCAAGGUGAGCGCACCAGAACGCCUGCCGCCCACAUCCGACAUUGUGAAGCUGUGCACAGCAGGUUCGAAAAGAUUGCAAAACUGGACUGGGCAAAAUUGCCGUCCAGAUUGCACGAUCACGCCGAAGUUCUAUAACAGCCACCCCCAAGAUCCGCUAACCAUCGUGUCGGUACACGGGCCAGAGGUCGCACUGAUAAGGCUUUUAGAAGACAACACGAUCGACCUCGGUGGCAAGGAAUUUCUAUUCGAUUCCGUCAAGCGAUCCAUCGAGCAAAUCAUCUGGUGGGGUGAUAUCUCUCGACUAUCUAUACUCUUCCGGCAUGCGAGGGUAGGACCACAGAUUCGAAAUAUCGGCAUCUUUCAUGUACUCAUGGCGGAGUGGGCUUCUUCGGAUAAGAAAUCGAAGCCGUGGGCUAGUUGCUUUGAUCUUAUAUUCGACAUUUGUGAUGACGUCCUGGUCCAGCAACAGUGGGGCAACGAACUCUUGUGUUUGGCCGUGAGCUAUGGUUGCCUCCCCAUGAUCGAAAGACUUUUUGAAGAGGCGGCUCGCAAUCCGGCGAUGAGAGAUGAACUCCUCCGAGAUGCCCGACGAGAUAUCAAGCCUCCCGACUAUCACCAGUCAGUUGGGGAAGCAGCCUGGUACAACCGCGUCGAGGUGCUCCGGUAUCUCCUGAAUCAACAAGGCAUCGAGGCCCAUCUUCAGCACCGCGACUCUCAUGGGUACAACGUUCUCCACCGAGCAGCGCGCUGGUGCAACCCGGAGGUGGUGUCUCUCCUGGUUUCGCACUUCCCAGAAGGCGUGAACCAAAGAAACAAGAAUGGCGACACACCGCUACACCUGGUGAUCUUUGGGGGACAGGCAACAUCCGGGCGGCUGGAGUCGGCAACGAUCUUGCUAAACCAGGGCCAUGCGGAUGUGGAGGCAGAUUCGACAGACGAGCACAACGGCUGGGGAGAACCGCUCCGAAUGGCUGCUAGAUAUGGCGACACAGCCAUGUGCCGCGUUCUCGUGGAAGUUGGUGGUGCCGACCCUCGCCGCGCCCUGAAAAUCCAAGACGGGCGCCCUGCGCUGGUAGAUCCUGUGGAGGUCGAGGAGCUGGGCCCCAAGAUCUUGGAAACCCUUUGCUCUCUCGCCGGCAUAGCUCUCUAG